UGGAAAUUUAACAUCUGCCGGACACUGCUGACCAGGUCAUAUCGCCCCUAUCUCGACACCAGCGGUCAAUGCUGAUUUCGCUCGGACUAUGAAGGUUGUCAUAAUUUGCGCUCUCGUUCCUCUCCUUGCAGCGGCGCCGUUUUACAGGGGCAUGUUCCCCAACGGGUACAAUGUACCCAACCCCUGCGCGAACGACCUCUGGCAGGCAGUGGGUCAUAUGGAUCCUUACCACCAUACCAUGGAGAAAAACCAAUUUGGAAAAGAUUUCGCGGCAGCUGGACACACGUGGACCCAUGCUCUCUGUAUGAAGGAUUCUGACGGAGACGGUAGGACGAACGGAGAGGAGCUGGGUGACCCUGGUUGUAAAUGGAAUGUCGGCGACAAACCCGCUGACGUUGCACGAGGACAGCCCGGAAUCUGUGAGCCCGUCGGAUCGCACGCUUGUCGUGGACAGAACUUCACAUGCGGAACCCAUCAUCGUGUGAAUCUAAAGACUUUGAAUUUAUAAUUCAUAUAAUUUACUUAUUUAUUUGUAUGUAUAUGCUGCAGGCUCUGUUAUUUUCUUACAUGUAUACUGUAUCGAUGGAACAUUUUGUAUGAAUAAAUGUUUGUUUGGAACUUU
Molecule: messenger RNA, 622 nt
Organism: Ostrea edulis (European flat oyster)
Lineage: Eukaryota; Metazoa; Mollusca; Bivalvia; Ostreida; Ostreidae
Product: temptin-like
Exons: 3
Coding region: 89-508 (139 amino acids)
Source: RefSeq, a predicted model, not a curated record